Molecule: messenger RNA, 1674 nt
Organism: Tachyglossus aculeatus (Australian echidna)
Lineage: Eukaryota; Metazoa; Chordata; Mammalia; Monotremata; Tachyglossidae
Gene: ADPRM
Product: ADP-ribose/CDP-alcohol diphosphatase, manganese dependent
Molecular function (GO): manganese ion binding; ADP-ribose diphosphatase activity; CDP-glycerol diphosphatase activity
Source: RefSeq, a predicted model, not a curated record
AUGGCGGGCCGCGGGGGGGCGCCGCGCGGACGGAGAGAGGACGGGCGGGCGGACGGACGGACGGGCAGGGGAGAAGGGGCCGCUCUAGCCCGCGCGGGCGGCGCUCUCUGGCCCGCCCGCCCGCCCGCCAUGUCCGACGGGCCCCGCUUCUCGUUCGGGGUGAUCGCGGACGUCCAGUACGCCGACCUGGAGGACGGCUCCAACUUCCUGGGGACGCGGCGGCGCUACUACCGGGCCAGCCUGGGCCUGCUGCGGGGGGCGGUGGCGGCGUGGCGGGCGGCGCCCCGGCCCCCGCGCUUCGUCCUGCAGCUGGGCGACGCCAUCGACGGGGCCAACGCCGGCCGGCGGGCCGCGGGGCCGGCCCUGGCGCGCGUCCUGGCCGAGUUCCUCCCGCUGGGCGCCCCCGUCCACCACAGCUGGGGCAACCACGACCUCUACAACUUCAGCCGGGCCCAGCUGGCCCGCUCCGCGCUGGACACCCGCCGGCUGGGCGACCCCCGGCCCGCGGCCCCGGACGGCCUCCACGCCUACCACUUCGCCCCGCUGCCGGGCUUCCGCUUCGUCCUCCUGGACGCCUACGAUCUGAGCGUCCUGGGCAGGGACCCGGCCUGCCCCAGGUACCGGGAGGCCCUGCGCCUCUUGACGGAGAAGAACCCCAACGCCGACCUCAACAGCCCCCGAGGACUCCUCGAGCCCCAGUUCGUCCAGUUCAACGGAGGAUUCAGUCAGGAGCAGCUGGCCUGGUUCGACCAAGUUCUGACUUUCUCGGACUCGAACGGAGAGAAGGUGGUGGUGGUGGGUCACCUGCCCCUCCACCCCGACUCCUGCGACGGCGUCUGCCUGGCGUGGAACUACGCGGAGGCCCUGGCGGUCAUCCACUCGCACGGGUGCGUGGUCUGCGUCCUGUCGGGCCACACGCACGACGGCGGGUACUGCGUGGACCCCCACGGGGUGCACCACGUCUCCGUGGAGGGCGUCAUCGAGACGGCCCCCGACAGCCAGGCCUUCGGCUCGGUUCACGUGUACCCCGAAGAGAUGGUGCUGGAGGGGCAGGGCCGGGUGACCAGCCGCAGGAUGCCUUUCCCCGGGCGCUGACCCGCUCCUCCUCCGGCCCGGCCAGCGGCCCGGCGCUCCUUAGACCGGCGACGCGGAGCGGGAUCAUCCGGGGAAGGGUUCGGGAAUCGGCGCGGCCGGAGGACGAGGCCGGAGUCAAGGGCUCGGCGCUGCGCGGAAUUUAUCCCGCGUGGCGAACUGAACUUCCCUUUCGGGCGGGAUGGAAUUAGGCCGUCAUCUUGGAUGUGGCCAAUUGAACCUCCCAUUCAGGCGGGAUGGAAUUAGGCCGUCAUCUUGGAUGUGGCCAAUUGAACUUCUCAUUCGGGCGGGAUGGAAUUAGUCCGUCAUCUUGGAUGUGGCCAAUUGAACUUCUCAUUCGGGCGGGAUGGAAUUAGUCCGUCAUCUGGAUGUGGCCAAUUGAACUUCCCAUUCCGGCAGGAUGGAAUUAGGCCGUCAUCUUGGAUGUGGCGAAUUGAACUUCCCAUUCGGGCGGGAUGGAAUUAGGCCGUCAUCUUGGAUGUGGCGAAUUGAACUUCCCAUUCGGGCGGGAUGGAAUUAGGCCGUCAUCUUGGAUGUGGCCAACUGAACUUCCCAUUUGGGCGGAAUAGAAUUAGUUUGUCA